Vitis riparia (riverbank grape) is the source of this 808-nucleotide messenger RNA. Its product is annotated as protein AE7-like 1. The record is from RefSeq and is a predicted model, not a curated record. Gene Ontology annotation, biological process: iron-sulfur cluster assembly. The coding region runs from base 33 to 497 and encodes 154 amino acids. The transcript has 5 exons. NCBI's taxonomy places the organism in Eukaryota, Viridiplantae, Streptophyta, Magnoliopsida, Vitales, Vitaceae.
GUAGACAGCCGCCCGUGAGAGACGCGGAGAAGAUGACUUUGGGUCUGAUCAAUGCGAACCCAGUGGUUCACGCCAAGAAGGAGAGGGUCGCUCGAACCGAAGACCUCCAUGGCGACGAUGCCGUCGAUCCUCUUGAAAUCUAUGAUUUUGUAAGGGACAUUAGAGAUCCGGAGCAUCCGUAUUCACUAGAACAGCUUAGUGUGCUGUCGGAGGAAUCCAUUACUGUUGAUGAGAAGCUUGGGCGAAUUUUGAUAACAUUCACUCCAACAAUCCAGCAUUGCAGCAUGGCGACAGUAAUUGGCUUAUGUCUGCGAGUUAAACUAAAACACUAUUUCCCUCCACAUUUUAAGGUUGACAUCAAAGUAUCUCCUGGAUCUCAUGCAAAUGAAGAAUCAGUUAAUAAGCAGUUGAAUGAUAAAGAAAGAGUUGCUGCUGCCUUGGAGAACCCCAAUCUUCGCCAGCUUGUGGAUGAGUGCCUCUACUCCAAUGAACUCUAAUCAAGUACUGUUGACCCAUGUACAGUAAUAACUUCCUGCAGGGUAAUGCUAUCAGAGAUGGUUUUGGUUUUUUGUAAUAUGAAUUUGAUUUGCUGAAAGUUGGGUUUGCUUUGCGAGUGUCCUUUCUAAUUAUUAGUUCCCAUGGAUGCAUCUAUGAAAAUGGAGAAAAGCAACCUCAUUCCAUGAAAGAUAUAUCAUGCAACUUUUGUGGACCUAGCUGUAUCAUUAGAUUGGUAGGCCAAUAUUUAGAUGGAUGGUAACCCUAACAGGCAAUGGUACCUGGAAUAAUUCCAAUGGAAGGUUGUUUUUCA